This is a messenger RNA of Nylanderia fulva, 2369 nucleotides long. Its product is annotated as regulator of microtubule dynamics protein 1. Gene Ontology annotation, molecular function: microtubule binding. The record is from RefSeq and is a predicted model, not a curated record. Gene Ontology annotation, cellular component: spindle microtubule; mitotic spindle pole; cytoplasm. NCBI's taxonomy places the organism in Eukaryota, Metazoa, Arthropoda, Insecta, Hymenoptera, Formicidae.
GGUCUCCAAUAUCAAUUCGGAGUUUGCCUGGGUGUACUGCCGACCCUUAAUGCUCAAAAUAGCAUUUUGAUUACUUCUAUUCACUUAUAAUUCUCGCGAAAUCAGCAAGAACAAAACACCAAACAUCGAUAAUGGUAAAUCGGCGCGGUUUUCUAAUUUAAAAAAAGAAAACGGUGAUGAUUUCAACAUUUUUCUCAUACCGACGAAUAUUUGACGUUUCAGCAUCUGAUCACAUCUGUAACAAAAUCUCGUGCAUCAGAAGUUGAUUGAUCUAAUAUUCGAUACAGUAGAAAUAUAUAUGACUAAAUAUGACUAAAAAUUAGUGAAUUAAAAAAUUUCAAGAAAAUCGAUUCGAAAGGUCAAAUAAAUGAUGGAGAGAGAAAAAUCGGGAGAGAGGGAGAAAGAGAGAGAGGGAGGGGUAUCUCAGGUGUGUUGAAAGAAGAGAAAAUAUGAUAAUUUAUUUUGCCUACGAGACGGUUAGCAUAUGUAUCGCGAUUGCCCUUUAACCAUGACAUGCGAUAUGCGCGAUACGUUUGUCACUGCUGCAUUUUUAUGAAGAGAGAUAACACGUGGCACACCUUCAAGUAGCUCUUCGUCUAAUACGACGGUUAAUUUUGGGGUUCAUCGGGGUUGGAUACCGAGGACGGAAAAACUUAGCACAAAUAGGGCAUUAUUGAUGCCGAGUAGUGCGAUAAGAUCGUCAGGGUAUGAUAAACUGCUCGUCCAGGUCGAAUUUCGCUUACAAGGCUUAACGUCAUCAAGAGUACACAUUAUCAGGAUAUGAGACGUCACUCUAGCAGAUUGUGAUUAUUCACAGUGAAUUUGAGCUAUCCGGAUCUUAUUUGCCUACACAAACCGCAUCAAAGCACAUUUUUAAAUAAGAAGUUCUUGCAGUCAAAAUGAGUCAGUUGCAGACUCAUCUAAUCGCUGCUGCUAUUGGGGCAACUAUCGGUGUUAUAAGUGCAGCUAGUAUCUUCAUUUACCAGAAAGUUUUGGAGAAACAACAACAUGCUAUGAAAAAUGCUCACUUAGACGAAGUUGAUCGUCGCCUUACGGAAUUACAAACAGAAUUAGAAAGAUUGAGAGUGCAACAGGGUCAACAGAGGAAGAAGAAGAUUAGUCGUAAACAUGAUAAUGAUAAUACAUUAACUGCUGUAACGGAUAAUGAUACUGAUGGCUUUUCAACAGCUGCCACAGAUAUUGGUGAUGAUGAAUUUUUUGAUUGCUCAGAUAGCGAAAAUAAUAUAAGUGACAUUGAAAGGACAACUGAAGCCACCUACCUUGGAUUAGACCUGUACACCUUUGAUGUACAUCAUCAUCAGGAGGGACAUGAAGAAGAUGAUUAUCUCGAGCUACGAAAUUACACAGACAGUUAUCCGGAUAAUGUAGAUGUAGUAUGGAGAUAUGCCAGAAGUUGUUACAAAUAUUCGAAUUGCAUCCCUGAUCCAAAUGCAAAAAAAAAUAUAAUCUGCGCAGGAAUCAAUGCCUGUGAAAAGCUUCUCACUAUAUCAGAUGCGUAUCUGCAUAAAUGGUAUGCUAUACUCGUGGGUGUGUACGGUGAAUUUUUACCAAUAUCAGAGAGAAUAAAGAACGGUUACCGUUUCAAGGAACAUGUAAUGAAGGCCUUAGAAAUACGUCCAGAUGACGCUGAUCUACAUCAUUUACUUGGCAGAUUCAGAUAUGAGGUGGCUAACUUAGGUUGGAUAGAGAGAAAGGUCGCCACAACAUUAUUCUCGGAGCCACCAAGUGCCUCAUUCGAAGAUGCAAUUGAUAGCUUCCAGAAAGCGGAGAACUUUUCAGUCGAAGUAAAUCUGGAGAAUCGACUAUUUUUAAGCAAAUGUUACAUAGCGUUGAGCAAGUACGAAUUGGCUUGCGAUUGGUUGAACAAAAUUUGCGACUUAUCAGUUGCUAGCAAAGAUGAUGAAAAGACACAAAGCGAGGCUCAUCAACUUCUUCUCAAAUAUUCGGGAUAUCAGUAAUAAGGGAGUUUCAAUAGAUCUAGAUAGUCAUAUUUUCUCUCUCUCUUUUUCUCUUUAUUUUCUUAAUAUUAAUUAUGUGAUACACAUAAACAAUUUAUAGCUAAAUAUAAGCAAGGGACAGGAAGAUAGGAAAAGAAAUAUACAAGCAAUUUUAUAGUUAUACGGACAGAAACAUAAUAAUUUUAUCAUCACUAAACUUUUAUAUAAAAUUCUUCAAAAUGGCUAUUACAUGUCUUUACUUUAAAAGUAUAAAAUAGUAUGAAAUAUUUUAUAUAUAGAGAACAAGUUUAUAAUGAAAUACUAGAAAAAUACAUUUUAAAAUUUUGUUGGAUAAUUUUAUCAUCUAAAUAUUGGGCCUAUUGUGCGUUUUAUUAUACGUAUUUUAUAUUU